UAAAGAUUCCGAAAACUAUCGAAAUCUCCAGAAACUUACGAACGGAUAUCAAUCAAAACAUUUGUUCUGCACAGUUUAGAUGCGGAGAUAUCAGGUUUCAAAUAGCAAGAGACUUUUCAAGAAGUGCGUGUGCUCUUUGCCACGUAUUCCGAGUGACGUUCUAAGAGAAGCUGCAUACUGAAUUAACUUUAACAUCAGACAUCCGGUUAAAGAAGUAACACAAAAAGAGACAAAAUGAAAUUUUUAGUCUGCUUUUGUUUAAUCGGACUUUUGUCUUCUGUUAUUAAAUGUUCUGAUGUCGAGUUACUUGCAGUGACAAUAGCUACCGAUGAAACGGAUGGAUUUACGAGAUAUGCUGAAUCAGCAGACAGAUAUGGAAUUAAACAUAAGACGUUUGGAAUGGGACAGGAAUGGAGAGGAGGAGACAUUGCCAGAUUUUCUGGAGGAGGACACAAAGUUAAUAUACUGAAAGAGAACCUAUCACAGUAUGAAGGAAGAACAGACCUUAUCAUAAUGUUCACAGACAGCUAUGAUGUAGUAUUCACUGCAGGGCCAGAUGAAAUAUUGGAAAAGUUUAAGAAGUUUGAUUCCAAUGUGAUAUUUUCUGCUGAAGGAUUCUGCUGGCCAGAUGCAAACUUAAAAGAACAAUACCCAGAAGUAAAACCUCAUGAAUGUAGAUUCUUAAAUAGUGGUGGUUUCAUUGGAUAUGCUAAAGACAUUGUCGAGAUGGUAAAUUAUAAAACUAUAAAUGACAUGGAUGAUGAUCAGUUAUAUUAUACCAAGAUGUUCCUGGAUAAAACAACCAGAGAUAAAUGGAGAAUGAAGUUGGACACAAAAUCUGAAAUAUUCCAGAAUCUGAAUGGUGCUUUAGGUGAUACCACUCUGAAGUCAAAAGGGGACCACAGUUAUUUGUACAACAUGAAAACAGGAACAUCACCCCUUAUCAUACAUGGGAAUGGUCCAAUUAAGGGGGAGUUUAAUAGAAUAGCCAAUUAUCUAGUUGAUGGAUGGACUACCAGUGCUGGCUGUUUGUCAUGCAAAAGAAAAACAAUCAGUUUGGAAGGAUUAAAGGAAGAUGAGUACCCUGAUGUCCAGUUAUCUAUCUUUAUUGAUCAACCUACUCCAUUCUUACCUGAGGCAUUGGAGGAUAUUGUAAACCAGGAUUAUCCAAAGAAGAGAAUCAAUCUGUUCCUUCAGAAUCAGGCUGAGUACCACAAGAAAGAUGUUGUGUCUUUCUUAGAAACCUAUGGUGAUAAUUAUAAAUCUGUGACAGUAGUUAAUCCUGAGGACAACAUGAAUACCAUAGCUGGCAGGAACUGGGCUCUAGAGAUGUGUUUGAAAACAAAGUGUCAGUAUUUCUUUUCUGUUGAUGGUCACGCUCAUAUUACAGAACCUACUUUGUUAAAAAGCUUGAUAGAACAGAAUAGGACUGUGAUUGCUCCAAUGAUAUGCAGACCACAACAGUAUUGGUCUAAUUUCUGGGGAUCUGUUAGCGACAUUGGUUAUUAUGCCAGAUCAGCUGAUUACAUGGAUAUAGUUGCAUAUAAAAAAGAGGGCCUUUGGAAUGUUCCCUACAUGAACAGUGUUUAUUUGGUCCAUGGAUCUCUGAUGGGAAAACUAAAGGAUGCCUUUACACGACAAACUGUUAGAGAUGCUGACAUGCAUUUUGCUGAAAAUCUUAGGGACAAGGGUAUAUUCAUGUAUGUGACAAAUACAAAGUAUUUUGGCCACUUGGUGAACUUUGAUGAAUACCCAACAACACAUUUACAUAACGACAUGUAUGAGAUUUUACGCAAUCCUUAUGACUGGGAGAAGAAGUACAUACAUCCCAAUUAUAACACCAGUUUAACAGAGAAUGCUGAUAUAGCACAGCCAUGUCCAGAUGUUUUCUGGUUUCCAAUUGUUUCAGAAAUUUUCUGUGAUCAUUUAAUUGAGGAGAUGGAACAUUUUGGACAAUGGUCUGGUGGUAAAAAUGAGGAUUCCAGACUUGCCGGUGGCUAUGAAAAUGUACCCACAGUCGACAUACACAUGAACCAGAUUGGGAAUGAAGAGAACUGGUUACAUUUCCUAAGGAAAUAUGUAUUGCCAUUGCAGCAGAAAGUGUUUUUGGGAUAUUUCCAUGAUCCACCACACUCCAUUAUGAACUUUGUUGUACGAUACAGACCAGACGAACAGCCAUUGUUACGGCCACAUCAUGACUCAUCAACUUUUACAAUAAAUAUUGGAUUAAAUAAUCCAGGCGUAGAUUACACAGGUGGUGGCUGUAGAUUUAUCAGGUACAACUGCAGCGUAACUGGUACAAGAAAAGGAUGGAUGCUGAUGCACCCUGGGAGAUUAACCCAUUAUCACGAGGGUUUGAAAACUUUAUCGGGAACCAGAUAUAUAAUGAUCUCCUUUGUGGAUCCAUAAAAUAUUCGUCACUGGUGAAGAUUUUGGUGCUUUUUAUUUUUUAUAACAUUUAUCAGUUGAUCGUUUGUUUGUAUACAUGCAGUAUGUAAUGAGAUUUUGAAUGUGCCAUUCAGAUUGUUUUGUGCUUCAAUACUUGGAAAUUUUUCAUGAUUUUUUUGUUGUAAUAUUUGCAUUCACACCAUAUAAGCCUAAAUAUCCCUUCACCAAGUGUUUUUGGAAAACAUAACUAUUGAUAUGCAGUAUGUAAUUUCUGAUGGAUGAAAAUAUUCACACAUGAAGUAGUCGUCAUGUCAGGCCUCUUACUGUUUUGGCGAUAAAAAUAAAGCAGGAUAAGGAUUCUUGGUAAAUGGUGUUAAGUGAAUAAGUUACUAUAAAAUUUUGGUAACUGGGGACCAAGAAUAUAAAUUUAUAAAUCAGCAAUUAUAAGGUUGCAGUACUUCACAUAAAAAUCUAUGAACUAAGAUAAUAUCAAUGUUAAUAUGUGCUGCCUUAGCUAUCUGUAUAUAUAAAACUAAAAACUGUCUGUAUUUGUUGGGUUUGUUAGCAUAUAACCAGCAUACUUCACAAAUAUAUUGCCUUUUGUUUUGUAGUUUCUCAAGAAAGUUUUGCAAUGAAAUGUUUUAUGAUUGUGUUUGACAAUUUUAAUGGUUUUAAGAUUAUAUACAUAUACUGAACUUACUGAACUAGAUUGUACAUUUUGACCUCUGUAUGUAAUAUUCAACAUCUGUUCUUAAAAGGCCUUGUUGUACAAAGUUCAAAUAUUGGUUUAUUAAGGGUUAAAUUGAGGUUGAAAAACAUGUUUUUGCUUGUAGAAAAUUAUUAAUAUUUUUUUUUAAUUAUGCAAAUUGGUAUUAAUUUACAUUUACCACAUGUUUUUUCAGCCAUUAAUGUUAAUAAAACAGUUGAUUUUAAUUUUGUCUCAAUUGAAAAUAUUUAUUUUGUCACAAUUUAACAUAUGAGAAGGUCACAAAUGAAAGCUAAAGUGUAUUCAAACUAUUUAGCGCAAUGAGUGCAAAUUUAAGGGCAUCAUUAACUUGGUAGCUUUAUGCAUGAUGAAUACAUACUUUUUAAAGUUUGUUGUGAUGUCGUAAGAUGAAAUGUGAUAUUGAUGUGAUUUUUUAAGAUUGGUUUUUAUUGAUUGACAUUUUAUAACAAGAGAUGAAACUUGAAAUGUAAAUUUUUACUCUACCAUGUGGUUUAGAUAAUUGGUUAUGUGUGUGAUGAUAUACAUGGGAGGUUUUAUAUAAUAGCUUAACACAAAAUUGUCUAUGUCUUUCAUAUUGUUUUUGAUGUUAUAUAUGUAUUGUAAAUUUGUAGGUUGACUGUUCAAGAUAGUUUGAAUAUUUUCUAGGGGUAGACAAUUAGGGAGAAGCAAUUUAUCCAAGGUUGAUUUUGGAUAUUUUUACUAGUAUUUCAAUACUGUUUAAUUCCUAUAUUACAGGUAUUAUAUUGAAUAUUGUUUUACCAAUCAAGUUUCUAUAUAGAAACAUAUGUCUAAUUGUUGAGUUGACAAACCGUUGUAUUGUUAAAUUUGGUUAUAUGCUGUACUGUACUAAAUUUUAAUUUUAUAAACUAAAUAACUGCUUUAAAAUUAAGGUCAAAAUGCCAUCUGGGACAGUUGAAGCAUGCAAUUUAAGAACAAGGUUGACCAUACAUCCUUUAGGGACAAGGUUAUCAUAUGCUCUUAAUGAACGUUUAGUUUUACUGCUCAUGCAAAUGUUAUUAAUAAUAGCUCUUUUAAAUCAUUUCUUCAAAAAUAUCCUUUGACUUGUUAAAAUAAAACCCGAUCAUGAGAAUUCCACCAAAUUAUUUGUAGAUAUCUGUAUAUAACAAAUGUAUAUGAAGUUGAUAGUAUAUAUUUGGAUACAUUUUCUAUUGAAGUAACCAAGGAAUUAUUGUGAUAUUAGUACAAUUUGAAAACUAUACUCUGUGCUUAUGACACUUAUAUGAGUCUGGAUUGGUUUAAAGAAUAUAGAAAAAUAUGUAAAAUAUUAUAAGAAAUAAAAGAAUAAUUAAC
Messenger RNA from Mytilus trossulus (common blue mussel), 4426 nucleotides. Its product is annotated as multifunctional procollagen lysine hydroxylase and glycosyltransferase LH3-like. NCBI's taxonomy places the organism in Eukaryota, Metazoa, Mollusca, Bivalvia, Mytilida, Mytilidae. Gene Ontology annotation, cellular component: endoplasmic reticulum. Gene Ontology annotation, biological process: peptidyl-lysine hydroxylation. The transcript is spliced from 20 exons. The coding region runs from base 235 to 2409 and encodes 724 amino acids. Gene Ontology annotation, molecular function: procollagen-lysine 5-dioxygenase activity; iron ion binding; L-ascorbic acid binding. The record is from RefSeq and is a predicted model, not a curated record.